CAUGGGUUUGAGGCUCCGUGGAAGAAGAUGUCUGCACAGGAGUUGGAGAAUCAGUACGCCCCCAGCAAAUGGGUCGUCCGACUGGGAGCAGAGGAAGCCUUGAAGACCUACUCACAGAUAGGAAACGAGGCCACCAAGAGGGCCCGGGCCACCAGGAAGACCCUGCUCCAAGUGCCCUACGGAGAUGGCGAUGGGGAGAAAGUAGACAUCUACUUUCCUGACAAGGUGUCGGAAGCCUUACCUUUCCUCAUGUUUGUUCAUGGAGGAUACUGGCAGAGUGGAAGCAAAGACAGUUCGGCCUUCAUGGUCAACCCGCUGACGGCUCAAGGAGUGGCCGUGGUGAUAGUGGCUUAUGACAUCGCCCCCAAAGGCACCCUGGACCAGAUGGUGAACCAGGUGACCAGGAGCAUUGCGUUUGUCCAGAAGCAGUAUCCCUGCAAUGCGGGAAUUUACUUGUGUGGACACUCAGCUGGGGCCCAGCUGGCCGCCAUGAUGCUCCUGGCUGACUGGACCAAGCAUGGAGUCACACCCAACCUCAAAGGCUUUUUCCUGGUGAGUGGGGUCUACGACCUGGAGCCGAUAGUGUACACUUCACAGAAUGCCCUUGUGCACCUGACCCUGGAGGAUGCUCAGAGGAACAGCCCCCAGCGACACCUGCAGGUGGCCCCGACGCAACCCGUGGAUCCAGCCUGCCACAUGCUGGUGAUCGUGGGCCAGCACGACUCCCCCGAAUUCCACCGACAGUCCAGGGAGUUUUAUCAGACACUGUGCCAAGCAGGGUGGAAAGCCUCGUUUGAAGAACUCCCCGAUGUGGAUCACUUUGAAAUCAUUGAGAAUCUAACCCGGGAGGAUGACACGCUCACCCAGAUUAUUUUGAAAACAAUCUUCCAGGAGUUCUGAUGACACCUGGACCCCAGCCCGUGUGCACCCGGACACGUGCAGUCUCUUCAGAGAGCCUUCUAGCUGCAACUGACAGCUUCUGCUUUCCCCAGUGCCCGAGAGAGCCUUGGUCUAUCUGCCUGCCCCAGCAAGAGUCCAUCCUUCUCACUGCCGACCCCUGUGUAAGGGCUUCCCAAAGCAAGGCUUUCUUCUACCUUUUGCUUUGGUCUCUGUCCACUCUGUCCUAGGUUCUACCUGACAUUUGGGUCUGUCCCUGAAGCCCUGGGAUCUUGCGUCUAACACCUUGACCUUGAAAGGAUAAUGCCAUCCACAGGUAGGACAAGCUUCCUGCGCCCCCCACCUCCAGGGGUGUGUGCAGUUCCCAAGGAGCCAGCUAUAUUCAUCCACCACAUGACACCCUCCAUCCCAUCACCUCUUUCUCCCACUCUGAAUGUCUAGCAGUUCAAGGAUUUCCACUGGGGCAUGAUGGAUCACAGCAAAAAUAGGAAAUAGCCUAAAUGUUCAUCAUCACGGAGUAAGUACAUCCCAGCAGAAUCAACCAUGUGGCCAUUAGAAGGAGACCUGUGCUUACCCCUUGGAAAAUCUCCAAGACAUUUUGUUACACGACAAAAAGCAAGAUAUAAAAAGCAGCUUAACAGGGCUGCCAGUUAGCUCACUCGGUA
This is a messenger RNA of Galeopterus variegatus (Sunda flying lemur), 1562 nucleotides long. RefSeq names its product arylformamidase (gene AFMID). Gene Ontology annotation, molecular function: arylformamidase activity. Bases 28 to 900 code for a protein of 290 amino acids. The record is from RefSeq and is a predicted model, not a curated record. The transcript is spliced from 11 exons. NCBI's taxonomy places the organism in Eukaryota, Metazoa, Chordata, Mammalia, Dermoptera, Cynocephalidae.